Messenger RNA from Gossypium raimondii (Peruvian cotton), 1253 nucleotides. Its product is annotated as transcription initiation factor TFIID subunit 14b. Gene Ontology annotation, biological process: regulation of DNA-templated transcription. Bases 149 to 991 code for a protein of 280 amino acids. The transcript has 6 exons. NCBI's taxonomy places the organism in Eukaryota, Viridiplantae, Streptophyta, Magnoliopsida, Malvales, Malvaceae. The record is from RefSeq and is a predicted model, not a curated record.
UGUUAUAGAAACCUCUCUUACGCAAUCAAUUCCUCAAAACCCAUGCCCUGCAAACCAGGCACUGUAACUAAGGGGAAAGAAAAACCCUAAUUUUCUUUCUAGUUGAACCUUGAUUUCUUACGAGGUUGAGCCGAUUUUCUUACAUGAUAUGGUAGAUACUUCAUUGUCGAAAAAGAAAGAUCCAGAUCAGCCGGAGAUUAGCUUGCCCACGCUCAAAUCACAGCGCACCAAAAUGGGCAAAUCCGAAGACAGUGAAAAGAAGGAAUAUCUUAUUGUUGUAUUUUUUAUGAUUCCGGUGCAGAAGAAGAUCAAAGAUGUUGAAAUAAGUGUUCCUAUCGUAUAUGGUAAUGCUGCAUUUUGGCUUGGUAAAAAGGCAAGCGAGUAUCAAUCGCACAAAUGGACCGUGUAUGUUCGUGGGGCAACGAAUGAGGAUCUUAGUGUGGUUGUAAAGCGGGCUGUUUUUCAGUUGCAUUCCAGUUUCAAUAACCCAACAAGGGUUGUGGAGUCUGCUCCAUUUGAGUUAUCAGAAUCAGGGUGGGGCGAAUUUGAGAUUGCCAUUACACUAUUCUUCCAUAAUGAUGUUUGUGAGAAGCCCUUGAACUUAUAUCAUCAUCUGAAGUUAUACCCAGAAGAUGAAUCUGGCCCCAUGUCAACUAAAAAACCUGUUGUUGUGGAAUCCUAUGAUGAGGUUGUAUUCACAGAACCGUCAGAGAGUUUUUUAGCUCGUGUGCAGAAUCAUCCUGCAGUAACCUUCCCCAGGUUACCAGCUGGUGUUACUUUACCACCCCCAGUAUCAAUUGAAGAUGAAAGUAAAAAGAAGAGAGGUGACACUAAGGACCAUCCCCUAAGCCAGUGGUUCUUGAAUUUCUCUGAAGCAGAUGAGCUAUUACAACUUGCAGCUGCUCGUCAGCAGGUACAAGCUCAUAUUGCUAAGCUCAGACGACAAAUUAGCUUGACCGACGGGCAGAAUCAACAGUUCAAACCACUCUGAAUUGUGAAUUUACAGUAGUCCUGGAAAUUUUGAGACUUCCACUUCCAGUUUAAAUUGAUUUCGCGGCAAAGGCACGUGAUGGCAUAGUAAUGUAACUGAGAUAUGUAUUUUCUAAGACUUUGCUGAGCUUUGUCUUGUUUUCUUCCUUUUCAUGGCUUUUGAGCUCUGUACUAAUAAAAGCAUGGCAAAAGGAACAGUAUCUACUAUUUCUUUCUUUAAUAGAAGGUAAAUUCACUAAUUGAAAAACACCAGUUUCUUCCUA